UGACCGCAUACGUGCAAGGAAGCUGAGUUUCUUUUUCUUCUCCAACUUUCAUCCCUCUGCAUGCCAGAUCUUACAACCGAUUUCCGAGCCAUUGCAAAUGGUUUGCCAAAACCACCAGAGAGCAAGAAUGAGAAUCGAAGAGAGCCUUCCUUCGAUCCCUUCAUGAAAGAAGCUUAUAGGAUCGAGCAACAUAUUAUCAGCCUGAAGGAGUUUCUUCUCAUUACACGGAAGGCAUACCUUCGUAAUGAAGCACCAAAGCGAAAGCAGGGCAACCACCACACCAAACCGAUUGCAGCUCAAAUACCAGCUAGAGCCCAAUUUGAAGGUUCACUGUUCUCAGCCUUUCCUAGGGUUAUUACACAGCUCACUGACAAGGAGAGAGAUGAAAUCGAUUUUCAAGCCAAAAUGAUCAUAAGACGAUGUAUGGAUAGGGUAAAGGAUUUAGAAGACGCGGAAAAGAUGCGACAGGAUGCGGUAAAGGCUCAAAGUGCAAAACAGCUUUCUCGGUUUUUUAGCAACAUACUUGCAUCGACUGAGACCGCACGAAGUGAUGACUUGUUGGCCGUUCAUCGCAGUGGCGUUGUAUGGCUUUUGAACAAGCGUUUGAUGGAGGUGUCCCAGCUUCAGAAGAAUCAGCAAGAGACGAGGCUGAUGAAAGCAGUCGAGAAGAGCGAAAAUCAAUUGCAUAUGUCUAGCCUUCCUCCAACGAGAUUCAUAGCAAACCAAUCGCAAAAGCCCACGAAAUCAACCAUACCCAUGGAUCGAAAUUCAGCCAACGGUGGCGUUGAGAGCAGGUUCCAACAACUUUUUAACGAUGGAGCAGCGGAACCAAAGCCUUCUGUGCAAACUUCAAUCGACCCUUGGGAAGCAGAUACAGGAAAUGCGUUUGAAGAUCAGUUGUCCCAAGAUCAACUGCAGAUGUUGGAGAGAGAAAAUGAUGCCAUGCUAUCAGAAAUGGAAAAUACCCUUAAUCAAGUCCGCGAUGCAGAAAAGGCAUUAUUGGAAAUAUCAACGUUACAGUCUCAGUUAACAAGUCAUCUAGCUGUUCAAACUGCACAAACUGAUCAGCUCUACGCUGAGGCAAUUGCUACGACGGAUAGGGUGGAACAGGGCAAUCAACAACUAGUUCGUGCGAGAGAGAGAAAUAGAGGUACACGAAAGAUGAUCCUUGCAUUUUUGAUUGGUGCAAGUUUUGUUCUCUUGUUUCUCGACUGGUACGAUUAAAAGACGUGUAAUAAAUCAUCCGGCGUUAUUUCAACCUGGAAUAGCUUAUAUCUAGACCCUGUAAAAACAUUGCCACCUGUAACUACUGAAUACACUUAAAAGGUGUCAAUCCAUGUUUUGAAUUUGUCAUCU
Molecule: messenger RNA, 1356 nt
Organism: Umbelopsis ramanniana AG
Lineage: Eukaryota; Fungi; Mucoromycota; Umbelopsidomycetes; Umbelopsidales; Umbelopsidaceae
Exons: 1
Coding region: 61-1224 (387 amino acids)
Biological process (GO): retrograde vesicle-mediated transport, Golgi to endoplasmic reticulum
Cellular component (GO): SNARE complex; endoplasmic reticulum
Source: RefSeq, a predicted model, not a curated record